Messenger RNA from Botrytis fragariae, 540 nucleotides. Its product is annotated as putative bzip transcription protein. Gene Ontology annotation, cellular component: trans-Golgi network. The record is from RefSeq and is a predicted model, not a curated record. The transcript has 2 exons. Bases 1 to 540 code for a protein of 179 amino acids. NCBI's taxonomy places the organism in Eukaryota, Fungi, Ascomycota, Leotiomycetes, Helotiales, Sclerotiniaceae.
AUGGCUUCACCAACUGAAGCAACGGUUCCCGCCAUCCCACCAACAUCUUCCUUGGAACCCAGUACCGCCAAUCCAUCACUGGCUGAUUCUCCAUUAACAAACGAUUCAUCAAGCACAUCUUCGUCAGAUGCAAAUGGAGGAAGCACGCCAGCAAACACCUCUGCCAGUCGUACACCCUCAAUCAAGAGGCCAAAGCUUGGUACUAGAAAGUCUAGCGGUACUAUAAUAGUACCGCGCGAACACCCGCGCGUGGAAUUAAAAGAAGGGGACGAGGUCUUCGACGAGGAUGAUGCAAGAGCAAUGAGUCCAAGGAGGAACAGUGAGGAUUUGGAGAAGAUGAGUCAAGAUGCCAGAGCGCAACUCAACGAGCACGCUAAACUUCUUCAACAAUCUCUCCUCGAAAUAUUUAAUCGAAUCGAAGCUGUCAAAGAGGAGCACGAUAAACUCGACAACAACAACAAAUUCUUACAGAAGUACAUCGGAGACUUAAUGUCCACGUCUAAGAUUACAUCUACUGGUGCUGGGGGCAGAAAGAAAUAG